AUGAAGCUUAAUGAAGAAAAGAGGUAUGCUCUGCUACUAGCAGCAAGAGACUCAGACUAUGUCAAGAAGGUCUAUGGCGGGUACUUCAAUGUCUUUCUCGCCGCCUUCGGCGAAGAAGGAGAGAAAUGGGACUUAUUCCGGGUAGUCGACGGCGAGUUUCCGACCACGAGUGAGCUUCAAGAUUACGACGGCUUUAUUAUCAGUGGUAGCUCGUUUGAUGCUUAUGGCAAUGACUAUUGGGUACUCAAGCUCUGCUUUCUGUUGAAAAGCGUAGUCGCCAUGAAAAAGAAAGUUUUGGGUAUUUGUUUUGGUCACCAAGUUCUGUGCAGAGCUUUGGGAGGAAGGGUAGGGAAAGCUUACAGUGGUUGGGAUUUGGGGUUGAGAAAAGUGAGAAUUGUAAAGGAUUUGUUUCCUUGUGGCGUUCUUGAUGAAUUGACUGAAGUCCCGCAGGCACUUUCGAUCAUUGAAUGUCAUCAAGAUGAGGUUUGGGAGGUUCCGGUGGGAGCUGAAGUGGUUGCAGAAUCGGAUAAAACUGGGGUGGAGAUGUUUAUUAUGGCAAACCAUGUUCUGGGCAUUCAAGGUCAUCCUGAAUAUACCAAAGAUAUUCUGAACAAUAUCAUUGAUCGUCUUCUCCGUAAUGAGUCCAUAGAGAGAAGUUUUGCUGAAAAUGCGAAGUUGAAGGUACAGAUGGGUGAACCAGAUAGGAAGUGUUGGGAGAAGAUCUGCAGAGGCUUUCUCAAGGGGAGGUGGAAUCACCAAAUUGUUGUUUGA
Ilex paraguariensis (yerba mate) is the source of this 771-nucleotide messenger RNA. The record is from the annotation of a GenBank genome assembly. Lineage: Eukaryota; Viridiplantae; Streptophyta; Magnoliopsida; Aquifoliales; Aquifoliaceae.